Molecule: messenger RNA, 2982 nt
Organism: Haliotis rubra (blacklip abalone)
Lineage: Eukaryota; Metazoa; Mollusca; Gastropoda; Lepetellida; Haliotidae
Product: myosin-VIIa-like
Exons: 13
Coding region: 33-1325 (430 amino acids)
Cellular component (GO): cytoskeleton
Source: RefSeq, a predicted model, not a curated record
UUUCCUUAACCCCAGCACCUAUCCUAAAGUACAUGGGUGACCAUCCAUCCAAGAGGAGUAGGAACUCCAAUGAAAUCACUGAUGCCAUAUUUGAACCUCCACUCAGAAACGAAAUCCUGCGAGAUGAGGUGUAUUGCCAGAUCACGAAGCAGCUCACAGACAACCGAGUCAGAUCCAGUGAGGAGCGGGGGUAUGAGCUGAUGUGGCUUGCUACAGGCUGCUUCGCCCCAAGCACAAACCUUCUGAAGGAACUGAUGCAGUUUCUCAGGACAAGGAAAAACUCUAUUGCCCCAGACUGUAUGAACAGACUCAAGAAGACACUUAGGAAUGGCACCAGAAAGUACCCUCCACAUCAAGUGGAGGUGGAGGCCAUCCAGCACAAGACAAAGCAGAUCCUGCACAAAGUCUACUUCCCUGAUGACACAGACGAGGCAUUUGAGGUCGAGUCCUGUACUAGAGCAAAGGAUUUCUGCCAGAAUAUUGCCAACAAACUGGCCCUGCGGUCUGCAGAAGGCUUCAGCUUGUUUGUCAAGAUAGCUAAUAAAGUUAUUAGUGUUCCUGAGGGAGAUUUCUUCUUUGACUUUGUGCGUUAUCUGACUGACGGGAUCAGAAAGGCACGGCCAUCCAGGGAUGGUGCUGUCCCACAGUUUACAUACCAGGUGUUCUUUAUGAAGAAGCUGUGGACCAACACAGUGCCCGGCAAAGACAUCAACGCUGACUUGAUCUUCCACUACCACCAGGAGCUGCCGAAACUGCUGCGUGGCUACCACCGGUGCAGCAAGGAGGAAGCAGCAAUCCUGGGUGCUCUCAUAUACAGGGUCAAGUAUGGAGAGAGCAAGAAGGAACUGCAAACGUUGGUGAGAGCAUUGCGUGAAUUCCUACCACAAGAUAUGGUUAAAGCUCAGUCACCUGAAGACUGGAAAAGGGCGAUAGUGGCUGCAUACAACAGAGAUGCUGGCAAAAGCCAGGAAGAUGCCAAGGUGGAGUUCCUCAAGAUCAUCUUUAAGUGGCCAACAUUUGGAUCAGCAUUCUUUGAAGUCAAGCAAACAACAGAGCCCAAUUACCCUGAGAUCCUGCUUAUCGCCAUCAACAAGAGUGGUGUGAACCUCAUCCACCCCCAUAGCAAGGAGAUCCUUGCCACCCAUCCUUUCACCAAGAUCUCCAACUGGAGCAGUGGUAACACCUACUUCCACAUGACCAUCGGCAACCUGGUGCGUGGCAGCAAGCUGUUGUGUGAGACAUCACUGGGCUACAAGAUGGACGACCUGCUCACCUCCUACAUCAGUUUGAUGCUGACCACCAUGAACAGACCGAAGCGGCAGUAGAGGCCGUACACACCACCCCGACAGCCAUCACCACCAACUUUCAAACACACCACAUUGCCACAUGAAUGAGUCAGCAGACCCAAUACUGCUGGAUACAGGCUUGCUCUAGCUGCCCACGCAGCCUCCGGAGGGCCCUCAGAUGUAUUGUGCUGGAGAGUCAUCAUUCCGAUGUACAUCAGCACAUUGUGAUGAGAACUUUGCUCACCGAUCAUGCUCCAUAUGUGUUUAUAUGCAGGGUCCAGAGACUCCUAUGUUUAUGCAGUCCUAUAUGUGUUCUACUCAAGAGAGUGCAGUUGUUCCCACCCAGCUCUGCCUGUCUAUGCAGACUAAGGCAGGGGAGAGAGAGAAAUGUUAGGACAAAUGUCUGACCAUUCCUGUUGUAUUUUUAUUGUUAUAUUUUUGAUUUACACUAUUUAUGUAUACAAUUAUUAUUAAACAUUUAUGUUUAUGUACCUAUAUAUAUAUACAUAUAUAUAUGUGACAUUCCGUUUGGCUUGAAUUUGUUCAUUCAUUUGCUUUUACCUUUUGAUAUAAGUGAAUGAUAUGCUCAGCUUGCUCCACAUUGUAAAUUGCUGCAGGCCAACCUUGUGUUACCUGUGGAUGACUGUCGGUGUCUGUCAGCCUUGAGACUGAUGGGCCCGUGGGCCAACUGUGUGUUGUGUCAGCACCUGGUCAUUACCACAGGAUACCAUGGCCACAAUAUUCACUGUGCUGGACAUUGGUGUCAGAUGUGUUUCAGAUAUUUUGUAACAUUUGCUUCAAAAGCGUAUGGAAUUGCCCACUUUAAGGGAUGAUGCCUUUGAGUGAAAUAGCUUAUGGGCUCUUAAGGGUUACCAUUGCUAAAAGUAGGUACUAUCUAUGACAUGAGGAGUUUAAGCGGAGUGAGGGUGGAGGGGAGGAAGAACAGCUCCGUGUAGAUGAGGAGGAGGUUAUAGCAUUCCGUCUAGGUCUCACUGGCACAUAAUACACGCUGUAUGUAUUUUGUAACAGUACUGGUCUCAUAGUAGUGGUCCCGAAACAAACCUCCGGGUUGUGUAUAAACUGUAUCUCACAGGUAGUGGCAGAUAGAUCUAGAUACUUGGAUACCUGGCCUUAUUUCUAAUGUAACAUAUAGUCCUACAUUGUAGUGUCUUUGGCAGGGAAAAACCCAUUUGGCAACAGAUGCCUUGGUGUCCCAGACCUGCUCUGAAAGAUAGCUCCCAGACUGGUCACCUUUACAUCACAUGACUCUGUCAAGUGCCCGAACAAAAACCAUGGCUGAUUAACAACCAUAGCUAGGGCUGGCAGUUUGUAUGUUAAGUAUACAGUAUACAGAUGAUUUAACUCUUUGUACGGUAGUAUGCAAUAGAUGUUAGUUUUCAAAUCUGAAAAAUGAACUAACUGCAGUGUAAUCAGAUAUACAUUCAAAAUGUAUUUUUGUAUAAUUAAAUGUUAACCAUACGAGUGAGUGUUAUCCCCUUGUAACUUAUAAUCUUCUCUGUGUAUAUUAUGGUAAUGUCAUGUGCACUAUAUCAUGCAGAUUCGUUUUUACUCAUAUUCACAUGUUUACUUUUGUAAUAUUAAUUUUUCACCUGGCUGUCCCUUUUGCAGUACAAUUUUUGCAAUAUGCCUAAAGUAUAUUUUCGUAUGCAUAUGACUAUAAAGUAUUCAGAUGAUA